This is a messenger RNA of Penicillium soppii, 873 nucleotides long. Its product is annotated as cytochrome P450. The record is from RefSeq and is a predicted model, not a curated record. The coding region runs from base 1 to 873 and encodes 290 amino acids. The transcript has 2 exons. NCBI's taxonomy places the organism in Eukaryota, Fungi, Ascomycota, Eurotiomycetes, Eurotiales, Aspergillaceae. Gene Ontology annotation, molecular function: heme binding; monooxygenase activity; oxidoreductase activity, acting on paired donors, with incorporation or reduction of molecular oxygen.
AUGAAUACCUUUAUGGGUGUCCGAUCACUUCGUGCUUGGCCUGCCCUUCUUCGCCCGUUUGUGCAUUGGUUUUUACCAGAAUUUUUACCAGAAUUUCGAAAAUGCCGUGAGCAAAUGCAUCUUGCACGUCUUAUGCUGCAGCCAGUCUUUGACCGCAGAAUGAGGGAGAAGGCCCCAAACCCCAAGGACACAAUCCAGUGGCUGGACGAAGUCGCCGCAGGACGCCCUUACGAUGCCGCUGCGGCUCAAAUCGCAUUUGCAAUAAGUGCAAUGCACACGACUUCUGAAUUACUCAAGCAGGCUAUUUUGGAUAUCUGUAUUAAUCCAGAGCUGGUUCCUGUUCUACGAGAGGAAGCAAGGAAAGAUGUUGAGGAAAGUGGCUGGUCAACCGCAGGAGUUUUCAAAAUGCAACUUCUGGAUAGCGCAAUAAAAGAAGAGAUUCAGCGAAUCAAGCCCGGGAGCCUAGUAAACCUUGAACGGAAGGCUUUGCGAGACGUUGUUCUACCCAAUGGCAUGACGAUUUCCCGUGGAACCAACCUUGCCGUUGACUCUUCUGUGAUGUGGGACGCUGCAAUAUAUCCAGACCCUUUCAAAUACGACCCAUAUCGUUUCCUUCGCCUACGGGAAGCUGGGAGUGCUACUGCAGCACUUGCAUCUACGAGUCCCGAGCAUAUCGCCUUUGGAAUUGGCAAGCCUAUCUGUCCUGGGAGAUUCUUUGCCAGUAAUGAAGUCAAAAUUGCCUUGGCAAUGAUUUUGCUGACGUAUGAUGUGAGAAUUCCUCGAGGUAUGAAACCAAAGGUUGUGGAGAUGGGCUUUGAGAUGUUAAGCGACCCAGACGCAAGACUAGAGAUCAGAAAACAGCAAGAGUCAUAG